GGCGUGGUUGUACAUGUAUUCAAAACAAAACAUUGCGCUGUGCUGUAAUUGAUCUUUUAAAAUGUUUAUGUUAUUUUUCCUUCUAACACUGUUAUUUUCGACAAUUUCAUGUGAAUUAUGGUGCUAUAGUUGUGUAAGCUCGCAACCAGGCUGCGAAGAGUUUUAUGUUGACUGGCGAAUACAUGGUGCAAUCACAUGUCCUAGAGAUGAUGAUAAAUGUGUCAAGGUGAUUGAAAGAAAAGGAGUUGAUAAGUUCAUUACCAGAGAUUGUUUAUCCAAUUUGGAAAGUCAAAAAAAAGAUAUUCCUGCUGACAGAUAUGAUGGCUGUAGAAAAGCUGCUGAGCAACCUAAGCUUGCUGUAUAUGUUGAAAAUCACAUUUCACAGCUUGAAAUCAAAAAUGUACACUAUGAUGAAGUCACAUACUGUUUCUGCGAGUACGAUCAGUGGUGUAAUGAUGGAUACAAAUUGAAGUCUGGUGUUGCUUGUUUCAUCUUGGAAGCUCUUUUUCUCAUAGCAAUGUGUUUUUUACAAAGGUUGUUCUGAAUUAUGUAGAUAAUUUAAUUACUUUGGAAUAUACACCAAUUAUUUAUUUGUUAUUAUUUUUAUUAUUUACAGUGGAAUCCGCUUAAUAGGACCACCUGUUAAUCGGACCAGUGGCUUAUUCGGACCAAGUCUUAAAGAACCGAGUCUAAUAUUAUUCACUUAUUGGGACCAAAAAUUCAUUUAAUCGAACCAAGGAACAUGAGAACAAAUUGGAAAAAAAAUUUAAAUCGCCCACUUGAAGGGAGUUUCAAGCGGGUAAACGAACUUAAUAGUUAGUGCAGUAAAAAUUAAUAAUGGUGCCUUGUAAUUUUCAGUUUAAACCCAUCAAUAUUUACAGGAAUUUACAUUUUAUUAGAAUUUUUUAAUGACUGGUUAGUACUUUUAGAAAUUAUUUUUUCACUCACAUUUUUAGUUAUUUCUGGUUGUUGAAUCCAUACUGACUGAAAGGAAGACCAAACACUGUAUCAGUCUGGGACAAGUGUAUAAAGUUUAUUCGCUUUAUUUUAAUUUAUUUUUCAUUGGAAAAUUCUCAUAAACAGCAUCUUUGUAUGCUUUACCGUACAUAUGAGGCUCACAAUAAUCAUAAGGGUGUUUAUAUGUUUUGUGUACAGCAUGUUCAGUCAAAUUAUACAGGUCCUGUUAGCUUAAUCAGAUCAGCCGUUUAUUAGGACCAAAAAGGUCCCGUCCCAUUGUGGUCCUAUUAACUGGAAUCGACUGUUUUUUGUUUGGUUGAACUUUUAUUGUUGGUAGCUUUGGCGACAAAAAUACGGUGAACAAUUUGUAUUCAAAAGAUAUAAGUCUACUUUGUAAUUUGACUUAUUAUCCUUCAAAUUACUGUCCUUGGCUGGAAAUAUAAUUAUUGCAACACUAAAUCAAUGAAUGGAAAUAUUUCUGGAAGGAGUCUUGUCUUUCCACAGGGCUUUCAGCUUCAUCAGUGUGGCAUUUCCAACAUGAGGAAUGGUAUCCUUUAAGCGGUUUUAACUUUUAGGAAGAGCUAGAAGUUGCAUGGUGCUAAAUCUGGUGAGUAAGGAGGAUGUCGACAGACAGGAACAUUUCUUUUGACCAAAGCUUGCCAAUCAGAUGAUUUUGCAAGGUUUGGCCAAUCCUGCAAUCACCAAUUCAAAAUUUGGUUCAAAUCAAGAGUCAAAAACCAAUUUAAUGCACCUGAGCCAAAAUCAGAACUGAAUUCAUCAGCUUGAAAUGCGUGAUGCAUGACAGACAUGAUUAACAAACCUCCCUUUGUCAGCUAACUAACAAGUCCAAACAUGUUCAAAUUUGAUGCUGUUUGUGUCAUCACACUAAUGGACUAAUAACAUUAUAUACUUAGUCGUAGCUUCAGCAGUUGCUACUGUACAAAUUCAUUCACUGUACUUUCUGAUCACACCUUGUAUUACAGACAAGAUAAUGUUUUUUAAAUGCAUCUUAUAUUUAUAUGUCUUCAAUUUUUCUUGUUUUGCCAGCAGUAGUAAAAUGUUUACACUCAGUGGUCCAUUAAAUGAAGAGAAUAUAGAGCAAUAACAGGAAUGUUUAAAAUUUGUUUUGAAACAUGAAAUUAAAUAUUUGCUGACUGAUAUUAAAUAUAAGGCAUUUAUUUCAUGAUAAUCAUUUAUACUUAGAGUAUGGUGAUAUUUUUUAGUGUGUUUUAGUUUGAAAGGAAUUCCGUCCAUAUUGUCUUUUUGUUAUUUUGACAAGAUC
Uloborus diversus is the source of this 2239-nucleotide messenger RNA. RefSeq lists its product as uncharacterized. Lineage: Eukaryota; Metazoa; Arthropoda; Arachnida; Araneae; Uloboridae. The record is from RefSeq and is a predicted model, not a curated record. Bases 62 to 544 code for a protein of 160 amino acids. The transcript is spliced from 4 exons. Gene Ontology annotation, biological process: positive regulation of voltage-gated potassium channel activity; regulation of synaptic transmission, cholinergic; sleep.